Molecule: messenger RNA, 3113 nt
Organism: Paecilomyces variotii
Lineage: Eukaryota; Fungi; Ascomycota; Eurotiomycetes; Eurotiales; Thermoascaceae
Product: nuclear pore complex protein An-Nup82
Exons: 4
Coding region: 219-2909 (896 amino acids)
Biological process (GO): ribosomal small subunit export from nucleus; ribosomal large subunit export from nucleus; protein import into nucleus
Cellular component (GO): nuclear pore
Molecular function (GO): structural constituent of nuclear pore
Source: RefSeq, a predicted model, not a curated record
GACAGCUUCCGCUCCGCCAAAACUUCCCCAAAAAAGCACAAGGGCGCCGCCGCAUCUGUUGUCUCCGACCACGACAGAGCUGCCAAUUCUCUGCGCAAACAUAUAGGCGCAGUGAAGGCAUGGGUAUUGUCUCCUAAUCGAAAUUUAUUCUCCAAUUGUUACUUCACAAUUUCCUCUUGCGCCCGCCUUUUCACUGCCGCGAAACCUCACCCAUCACCAUGCCGAAAGUGAUCAGCUUCACUCCUCCCUGGCUUUGUAGGCCUUCACCAGGAGCUAGCUUUUUCACGAGCGCCGCACCUCAAAGCCCCGGUGCGCAAGCGGGAAAUGGCCAGGCGCUUGCUAGACAUGAGGGACCGACGAGGAUUCUGGCGAAAAGAGGCUCGGAAGUGUUCGCCGUCGUGGACAAUCAGAUUCGCUGGUCGAACUUGACGACCUUGAAAGACGAAUGGCAGCUUGAAGCAAGAUCAAAAAGAAAGAGCGCUAGGCAGGGCGACGACACUCAGAACAGAACCACAGAAGGCACAGAAACAGGUGGUGAUAGCUCGCAAGCAUACUAUAGGGUACUGACUGUCCCGGUGUAUGGGCAAAUCAGACAAUUGAUUCCUUCUCCAAAUGGUGCCUUCAUGGCUAUUGUGACGGCCCAUACUGUCCACAUCUCCGUCCUUCCGGACUCUUCACAUCUGUCCAACAAUGACCCUACGCCUAUCCGUCUGAAGACCUAUCAACUGGGUCCGACUACUCACGUCAUCCCCGAGUCGCCCGUGAUAUCUGCUCUCUGGCAUCCACUAGGAAUAUAUGAUAAUCUGUGUGGAUGUAUAGUGACUGUCACCGCUGACGCUGCGGUUCGCGUAUGGGAACUUGAUCGGAACAACCACUGGUCCUUUGACCGGCCGACAUUGGCGAUUGACCUGAAGAAACUAGUCGAUGGCACAUCAUGCGACGAAGAUUUCUCUCCUUCUGGGUUCGGAAAGAAUAAGGGUUUCUCCGCUGAUGCCUUUGACAUGGAGGUCGCAUCCGCUUCUUUCGGCGGCAGUGGUCAUGAGGGCGAAGCAGGUUGGGCUCCAAUGACUCUAUGGGUUGCUAUGAGACCAGGCGACCUUUAUGCGCUCUGUCCUCUGCUGCCUUCCAAGUGGCAAGCCCCGUCAACUACGAUUCCGUCCUUGUCUGCAGCCAUUAUCCCGAAACUUGCUGCCCUUGAAGAGGACGCUACUGAUGUUGGAGACGAGCUGACGGCCUGCCGGCAACAGUUUGAUUGGCUCAGGGAAAUCGACAACCAGGACACUUUGUCAGUUUCGGAGGCUUUCCCAGAACACCAAAUUCUGACACGGCCCGCAGUCCCCAGCGCCAUUCCAAGACUACAGGGUCCUUUCCGUUACGACUUCGGCGAAGAGGUCGACGAUUUGGAUCUUACAGACAUUCACGUCAUUGCAGCAAAAGUCAACAUGGAUGAUCUGAUGACUGGUGAGGAGGAAGAACAGUUCCUGGAAGAGAAUUCCCAGGACGGAUUGUCGGCCACUGUCAUAUGUGUCUCCACUGCUAGUGGCAGGGUCGAUAUAUGUCUCGAACUUGACGGUGUCGAAGGUCAGUGGCUGCCGAAAGCCAAGAAGAACGCUUUUACGACGCCCAUUUCUGAGCCCUCCGAUCUUGUUCUACUGGAGUCGUUGGAGACUGUCAGGGAGAAGUCUCAGCAGGAUUAUUCGUGGCCUACAUUCACCCCUGAUGUUCACUCGCGGUAUAGCUUCUUCCUGACCACUGCUAACAAUGUGACUUCCAUCUCUCUAUCCUCCUGGGUCCAGAGACUAGAAGCCGAGCUGCAGUCAGAAGAUACUUCGGGGUCAGCCUUCCGUCUCCAAGUUCUCUGCGAGGGCUCGUUGUCCCUAAGAGAGCAGAUUAUCCAAGCUGGCGAAGAUGUCGGGACAACAGAGCCCGGUCACCUGUCAACUUCCUUGGUUUUCUAUGAUUAUGACCUUGGCUACUUACUUCUGACUUAUCGCGACUCCCAUCCUUAUGCAGCACUUCUCGACGCUCCGGCCCGUGCGGCCUUUCCGUCCAUGGCGGAUUCUGUGCCCUCAGUGUCCGAAGCCCUCGCUCAUGGACCACCAGUUAUUGCUCCCCGGCGGGCACCUUACCAGGUCCCAUCGAUUCUCUAUGCAGAAUCGCCUCUGCAGUCGUUCGUCGAAAAGAAUGUUCCUCAUCGUCAUAGGCAUUCUCUCAAAGAACAGGUUCGCCUUUCGCCGUCAACCUUGGAUCUUGUUGCUGCUGCACACAGACUUCUGUCUUCGCACACGAACGCACUAGAGAGAGCAGCAUCUGAUCUUUUCCGCCGCUGUGAGCGGUUGAGGGGUGAGAUGCACGAUCAAUUAAAGCAGCUUGCGGAUGUGGCAGAGCGGAUCAAGGGUGUCUCGAGCGAGAUUGGCCCUGAUGACCAGAGGAAGGAAGGUUCUCGUAGUGAAGCAGCCCUGGACAAGAGACUGCAAGCAGCAAAGGACCGACAGGAACAUCUAGUGCAGCGAUAUGAGAGUAUCAGAAAUAAGGUUUUGAACUCGGGCGGUCGACCAUUGAGCGAAAAGGAAAAGGCUUGGAUACGAGAAGUGGAAACCGUAUCUCAAUCCAUUGAAACUAAAGAGGGGGGAGAUGAGAGGUCCCGCGCACUCGGCCAGAGGCUCGAAACAGCUAAAAACCUUGCUGCGGACCUUCUGGCAGAAGUCAAGCGAAUCACCACAGAGACUCCUGCAGGAAAAGAACCAGGGACUCCAGAGAGUCCAAGCGCCUAUCCCCGAGUCCCAGGAGUUCCCGCGAGGUUGCAGAGAGCAAGACUUGCGGACGCUAUGCGGAUGGUCGAGCGGGAAUCUGCUGUUAUUGAUGCCAUUACCUCGAGGCUAGAGCGACUCAAUACCAGUGUCUCGUAGUUUUGGCUGCCUGGACGACCAUUAUGGUAUCACAUUGUUGGCGUACUAUGCUUUCUCCAUAGUAUAUGCAUGCACGGUAAUCGCUGUGGCUUGUUUGAGUGCUUUAUUAUUAGGUCUAUGGCAUUCUUUCGCCAGUAUCAAAAGUUGGCAUCCAGCGGGAAAAUAGAAUAAUCAAAACCAAACAAGCAUUAUGAAUGUUGCAGC